AUGGGUAGUCUCGGUGCAUCCACAGAUUCGGGAAAACUGCCCGCCUCUCCCGCCUCGAACCAAACACAUCACACAUCUCCUAUUCACGGGAGCUUCACCAACGGUCUGUCCACGUCCCCAACCAAGCCACAGCCACAACUCACCGCCCUCCAACAACAUGUGCUGUUCUGGGACCGUGAUAACGACGGCGUCAUCCACCCUUGGGACGUCUACAAUGGAUUUCGCGACCUGGGGUUCGGGAUUCUCUUUUCCCUGGGGUCGCUCCUCAUACCCUUGUUUUUCUCGUACCCGACCACUCUGGCACAUAGCUGGUUUCCUGAUCCUUGGUUCCGGAUCUUCGUCGGAAGCAUCCACAAAGCAAAACACGGCUCCGACACCGGUAUUUUUGAUGUCGACGGGCAUUUCCACGCCGACAGGUUCGACGCCAUGUUCGACCGCUGGGAUACCUCACGCUGUGGCGGUCUGAGUGCUGACGAGAUGUGGCUCAUGUGGAAGAAGAACCGUCUGGCAGCCGACUUGGCCGGUUGGUGUUUCGGAUUCAUGGAAAUGUGGACGACGUGGCUGCUACUCCAGAGAGAUGGGAGAGUGUGGAAAGAGGAUCUUCGAGGCUGUUAUGAUGGAACCCUGUUUUGGAAGAUAAGUGAGUCAACCCAAAAUAAGCAGUGGAAUCAAGGCUACGGUAUUGGAGAUUUCGUCGAGGGGAUGGUGGAUGGAGGGACGUGGAGGAAUUGGGAAGUCAAGAAACAGCAAAAUGGGCGUAGGGCCGGUUCAACCUGA
Fonsecaea erecta is the source of this 777-nucleotide messenger RNA. RefSeq lists its product as hypothetical. The transcript has a single exon. Bases 1 to 777 code for a protein of 258 amino acids. Gene Ontology annotation, molecular function: calcium ion binding; monooxygenase activity. NCBI's taxonomy places the organism in Eukaryota, Fungi, Ascomycota, Eurotiomycetes, Chaetothyriales, Herpotrichiellaceae. The record is from RefSeq and is a predicted model, not a curated record.